AUGGCCGAUGAGGACUCCAAGGGGAACAAGAGGUCCCAUGAGGCCUUCGCUGCCCAAGAUGACGACAGCUCUUCGGACGACGACAUGGGUCCUCAGCUGCCCUCAGAAGCCCCGAAGAAGAAGCGCCGGGUCCUCCCCUACGAGAAACUAUAUGUUGCCGCACUUCCCAAAUCGACCCGAUAUUCAAAGUCCCUGAUGCACAAGGAGCAACUUGCCUUCGUGACUGUCACGCCACUCACAGAUUUCAUCAUCACAUCCUCCAUCGACGGCGUCGUCAAGUUUUGGAAGAAAGUGGCGCAGGGAAUCGAGUUUGUCAAGGAAUUCAAGGCGCAUGCGGACGAGAUCCGAUCAGUCUCGGUCAGUCAAGACGGAAGGAGCUUCGCGACCGCUGGUACAGACGAGACCGUCAAGAUCUUCGACGUCAUCACCUUCGAUCUCCUGGCCAUGCUCAAGCUGAAAUUUGUGCCUCGGUGCGUGUGUUGGGUUCACAACAGAGGGGCUUCUCUUCCUUUGCUUGCGGUGUCCGAAGACACCAACUCCAACAUACAUAUUUUCGACGGUCGAGGAGAGAGGCAAGACCCUAUACACAGUAUCAAGUCACUGCAUAGAAGCCCAGUGUCUAUCAUGGUAUUCAACAGCCUAUACGAUUGUGUGCUAUCUGCGGACGAUAAAGGUAUGCUGGAGUACUGGCGGCCGAGCGGCGACUACGAGAAGCCGGAUAAUGUCUUCGAGUUCAAGGCCUCCACAAACCUGUUUGAGUUCAAAAAGGCAAAGUCGAUUCCGACGUCAAUCACCAUUUCGCCUACAGGGAAGCAAUUCGUAACAUUCUCCCAGCCAGACAGGAAAAUCCGAAUCUUCGACUUCGCGUCCGGCAAACUGUACCGGACAUAUGACGAGUCGCUACAGGUCAUCGAGGAGAUGCAACAAGCCGGUUCCGUUCUUCAAAAAUUAGAAACCGUCGAAUUUGGGCGACGUUUCGCAGUCGAACGGGAGAUCGACUCGGCGGCGUACAAAAACAAGGCCAACGUCAUCUUCGACGAAUCUGGCAACUUUAUCAUCUAUGGCUCAAUCGUCGGCGUCAAAGUGCUCAACACCUACACCAACCAGAUCGUCAGGGUGUAUGGCAAAGAUGAAAACUUCCGAGCGGUCAACCUGGCGAUCUAUCAAGGUCAGCCGCAGAAGAAAGGCAUCACCACCGUGGAGAUGGGUGCCUCUGCCAACCCUCUGCUCCAGGAGUCCGAGUCGAGGGACCCUAUUCUGAUUGCGACGGGAGUGAACAAGCAGCGAUUUUACAUGUUCACCAAUGAUGAAGACAUAUCCAAAUCAGUAAGAGAUGUACAGAACGAGAAGCCUACAAUUCUUGGCCAGAAGAAGGCUGCAGAGGCCAAGAAGAUCGAAACAGGAACUGCAGCAGUCAUCCACACGAGCUAUGGCGACAUCCACAUCCGCCUGUUUCCCGAUGCUGCUCCCAAGGCUGUCGAGAACUUCGUCACGCAUUCGAAGAAGGGCUACUACAAUAACACAAUCUUCCAUCGUGUAAUUCGCAAGUUCAUGAUCCAGGGUGGAGAUCCUCUUGGCGACGGCACCGGUGGCGAAAGUAUAUGGGGCAAGGAGUUCGCGGAUGAGUUCAGUAGUCUGAAGCACGACAAGCCAUACACCGUCAGCAUGGCUAAUGCAGGCCCAAACACCAAUGGGAGUCAGUUCUUUAUCACUACAGAAAAGACGCCGUGGCUGGACGGAAAGCACACCAUCUUCGGGCGUGCGACUCAGGGGCUGGACAUCAUCCACAAAAUCGAGAACGUACGGACGUACAAAGAGAAGCCAGAGGAAGACAUCAAAAUCCUCAACAUCGAUAUAGUAUAG
Molecule: messenger RNA, 1863 nt
Organism: Colletotrichum higginsianum IMI 349063
Lineage: Eukaryota; Fungi; Ascomycota; Sordariomycetes; Glomerellales; Glomerellaceae
Product: Cyclophilin type peptidyl-prolyl cis-trans isomerase/CLD
Exons: 3
Coding region: 1-1863 (620 amino acids)
Biological process (GO): protein peptidyl-prolyl isomerization; protein folding
Molecular function (GO): protein binding; peptidyl-prolyl cis-trans isomerase activity
Source: RefSeq, a predicted model, not a curated record